Molecule: messenger RNA, 534 nt
Organism: Morchella sextelata
Lineage: Eukaryota; Fungi; Ascomycota; Pezizomycetes; Pezizales; Morchellaceae
Exons: 3
Coding region: 1-534 (177 amino acids)
Source: RefSeq, a predicted model, not a curated record
AUGGGCUCCAAAGCCUCAAAAAUAACGAAAGCAGCAGCACCAGCUUGCGCUCGAAAAUAUCCCACUCGUAUCCCCGACCUCCCCUCGUCACAGACCACUACUUCAACGGGCCCGUCUUCAAUCUCAGUCGGCAAAGGACCCUCAGUACACCCAGAGACAUAUGCUAGUUCCACCAAAGACGAUGCGAUUCGACAGGAUGCUCAGGACCCCGACUUUGCAAAUAUGCUACGGGCUGUAGGGUCAGUGCAGCAGCAGCAGACGAUCCCAGAUCCAGCGAGAAACGUGGCUUUGAACUCGGAGAGCUCUAAUGAUCUUCGGACACUGUCGCGCCGAUCGAUGUUCGAUAGCCGGCAGGCGAGCGAGACAGAGACGACAAAUGCAGGUGGAAACCGCACGAUGGCAGAUACGAGUACGAUAUUACAGAUACUGUCGCUGAGGGAUGAGAAAGGUUGGAGUCCCGAAAGGAUUGAGAAGGAUUUUAAGCUGGCGCCAGGAUUCCUGAAAAGGUUGGGAACAAAAGUUGCGAAGCCGUAG